AUGGGAGAAUCUCCUGCGUCACGGCCUGCAUCUGUUGGUGUUAAUGCAACCUCUGUCGUCAUCAACGGCUUUCCAGACGACAGUGACAGCAUGAGCGACAAUGAUGAGAGAAAUGGUAACGAAGAGCCCCAGUUUGCAGACUGUCCCGUGGACGGGUGUCACGAGUCGGUGAUUGUAUCAGAGAUGGCCUACCACGUUGAUCUACAUGCGGUCCUGGAGUACCAAGACACGCCAGUGGAGGACGGCGAUGCCAUCAGCAAGGGCAAAGAGAGCGUGAAGACAUUGGCUGUGGCACCCAAAGUGGCGAACCCAUCCCGGACGCAGGCACGGGCGCUCAAUAUUGACGGCGGCGCACAUGGCACGCAGUCGGUGAGGGCGUCAUCAGUUCCACCCCCGCAGCGGAGACCACAACGCACGGCCUCGCGAAAGUCCACGGACUCGUCUCGGUCCGUUAAUGCCGGGGGGCGUUCGGAUACUAAAGAGAGCCGGGAGGAGGUCGCUUCCACCCCUCAGCCACGCGACGACAGCCGUGAGCGGCACCGUGAGCGGCGGGAGCACCAGCGGAACCAUGACCUACAUAGCCGUGGCCGUGGCCAUGGCCGAAUCCACACAGGCGAACUGGGUCUUUCCACGCUGGGACAGAGCGGUGGCUCGCAUCAAACAUUCCUGUCUCGCAAGCCCUCGAAGACUGUGCGUUCUUUCUUGGCCAUGUUCUCUGGCGAUCCUCGGAAGCGUGCUUACUCUGAGCAAUCUGACCGGGGACGCGGGGACCGGGACAAGGAAAAGGACAAGGCUGUCAUACCGCUUGCCUAUCGGCAUCGGCAUUCUUCGAGCACUAAGAACAGCACUGCCAAAGCGAUGGAGGCCGUGUCAGAAGUCCCAAAGCGCCUCGGUAAGGCCGAGCUUGGCAAGUUUGCGAAUGAAGAACGGAUGCCGGACGCGCUCGCAAUCUACCUCAAGACCGAAUGGGGUGUCCGCCACGAAGAACCCAACUACUGA
Molecule: messenger RNA, 999 nt
Organism: Sporothrix brasiliensis 5110
Lineage: Eukaryota; Fungi; Ascomycota; Sordariomycetes; Ophiostomatales; Ophiostomataceae
Exons: 2
Coding region: 1-999 (332 amino acids)
Source: RefSeq, a predicted model, not a curated record